CACUCAUUGAAAGUGACUCUGAUCACAAAUCUGAUCCAAAGCAACUCCACGGUCACGGAACAUGCCGAGCCCCGUCGUGCACAUCUGCAGCUCUUAAAAAAACGGAGAAGAACGUCGUUUGGUUCCGGUUCUGGAAGAACAAAAAACGCGCAUUUACACUUGCAACUUUUUGGAUCACCAGAUCAGCUUUGAGUGUGAUCCGUCCGGGCGCCGAACUUAACCAAACCCAGCCCUGGAUUCACUACUGCUGAUCAAUGGACAGAACCUCCUCGGCGGCCAACAGCGCUACCAACACGCCGUGAACGCAUCUUUCUCUCUGGCUGGAGCUCCACUGGGGGUCUGGAAGAGGAUGGAGAGAGGAGGGGAGAGUCCCGUCACACAGGACAGUCCCGAGCGCAGAGGUGGCAGCCCGGACCUUGGUAGCCUGCCCCCACCUGGCAAGAAGGGCCGCACUGAACUCAAUGGCAGCCCUACAGGGCCCCGUCUACGGCAAAAUGGGGCGCUCCUAAGACCCCUUGGAGGUCUGAUGAUUCCCGUCUACUGUGUGGUGGAACAGGCGGAUGGAGGGAUCCAGGUGGACGGAUGUGACGGACGGGAGGAACACGCAGAGUUUGUUCUGGUGCGGAAGGACAUUCUCUUUUCCCAGCUGGUGGAGACAGCACUUCUGGCCCUCGGCUACUCGCACAGCUCAGCCGCACAAGCUCAUGGUAUCAUCAAGGUGGGGAGGUGGAACCCUCUGCCCAUCCACUUCCUGACGGACGCUCCGGAGGCGACGGUAGCCGACAUGCUCAUGGAGGUCUACCAUAUGGUCACUCUAAGAAUCCAACUGCAAAGUUUUUCCAAGCUUGAAGACCUCCCCUGUGAACAAUGGAACCACGCGACUGUCCGGAAUGCUCUCAAGGAGCUCCUCAAGGAAAUGAACCAAAGCACUCUAGCUAAAGAGUGUCCUCUGUCACAGAGUAUGAUCUCGUCCAUCGUGAACAGCUCCUACUAUGCCAACGUUUCCACCGCUAAAUGCCAGGAGUUUGGUCGCUGGUACAAGAAGUACAAGAAAAUCAAAGUGGAUUAUUUGGAGAAGAUGUGGUCAGGACGAGAUCCCGCUGACAUCAAAAUUGAACGGGACAACAUGGCUGACUUCUGCAUGCUGGGCCAGAGACCGCCUCCUCACUUGGCUGGCCUGGCGCAGCUCGGUCAUCUUGGCGGCAGCCCCCUUUUGAAAGCGGGAUCUGGAGAAUCGCAGGCACCGUCGCAGCCUCCUCAGCAACCUCCUCACCCACAGCAACAGCCUUCACCCCACGGCCCCCUCCACCACAGCCCCCCUCUCCAUACGGGCCAGGUGCCCGCGCCACCACCACCCCACCCGCCUGGCGCCCUCCAACCCCUGCUGGGCCCAGGUGGGCUGCUCUCACCUCAACUCUCCCCCCAGCUGGUGCGCCAGCAGCUCGCCAUGGCCCACCUUAUCAACCAGCAGAUAGCCGUCAGCCGGUUGCUGGCACAUCAGCACCCGCAAGCCAUCAACCAACAGUUUCUCAACCACCCGCCCAUUCCACGUGGACCCUCCAAAGUCGGCGGCGACCAUCCAGGAAGCAAUCCCUCAGCCUCUGAGGUUUCCUCUGAAAUCUACCAGCAGGUUCGAGAUGAGUUGAAGAGAGCCAGCGUAUCCCAGGCCGUGUUUGCCCGAGUCGCCUUCAAUCGCACUCAAGGACUGCUGUCUGAGAUCCUGAGGAAGGAGGAAGACCCACGUACAGCCUCUCAGUCACUGCUGGUCAACCUGAAGGCCAUGCAGAACUUCCUCAACCUGCCCGAGGGUGAGCGUGACCGCAUCUACCAAGAGGAGAGGGAGCGCACCAUGAACCCUACUGUGGGCCUUCCUCCCUCUAACUCGUCCAAUCCUGGCACACCACGCCUCUCGCAGAAAGUGUGGGAGAGGAGCUUGGAUGAGCAGAUAACACCUGAUACGUGGGCCUCCAUUUGGAAGAACAAGAAUAAGAUAGCCAACUCGCCAAAGCCAACAGGCCCUGUGCCUGACCUACCCAUCAAGUUGGAAUCGCUGGUUAACAUCACAUCAGGGAUCUAUGACGAAAUCCAGCAGGAGAUGAAGCGAGCAAAGGUUUCCCAAGCGCUGUUUGCCAAAGUGGCUGCCAACAAGAGUCAGGGUUGGCUGUGCGAGCUGCUCCGCUGGAAAGAAAACCCCAGCCCGGAGAACCGAACCCUGUGGGAGAACCUGUGCACCAUCCGGCGGUUCCUGGCGCUUCCGCAGACCGACCGGGACCUGGCAUAUGAGGAAGAGUCUCGGCACCAUCACAGCGAGAGGCUACACACUGUCCUUCACCUUCCACAAGACACACAGCUCUUUUGCCUUUCUCGACAGGCACUCCACAGACCACCCCCAACCCAGAUGAAGGAGCACCGUUCAUCACCCAUGCGAGAGGAGCUUUUAUCGGCCCCUGUUAACGAGGAGGGCACGCAGACUGUGGUAACGGCUGCAGGAGGUGCACAGAGCAACACUGGUAGCUCUGGCAACAGCAAGAAGCCCAGAUUGCGCACAAAGAUCUCUCUGGAGGCACUCGGCAUACUGCAAAGCUUCAUCCAGGAUGUUGGCCUGUAUCCAGACCAAGAGGCCAUCCACACCUUGUCGGCACAGCUAGACCUGCCCAAGCACACCAUCAUCAAAUUCUUCCAGAACCAGCGGUAUCACGUCAAGCAUCACGGCCGCCUCAAAGAGCUUAGUGAGGGAGCCACCGCCAGCGGAGGCGUGGAUGUCAGCGAAUAUCGCGAGGAGGAGUUGCUCUCGGGUUCCGAAGAUCCAGAGUCCAGCGAGGAUGGGGCGGAGGAAAUCUACCAGUCUGAAGCGAGUGGUGCUGGGAGCACAGCAGGACUAAGCCAGCCUCAGGCUUCUUCCAACUCUAGCCAGGGGAACUCUGGGAACAACUUGGCCCAGGAGGAGGGCAAGGACAAGGGUCUCUCCCGAACAAGUGGCCCUCUGGCUCCAGGAAGCGCCUCAUCUAGCCCACGAGAGCAGCCUGACUACCAGAGGUAGAGACAAUCAAAACACAACAAAGAAAUAGCGAAAGGAUAAGAGAUUGAAAAGACAAUCAAACUGAUAGUUUAUUGAUAAAUGGAGUACGGUAUAAGUGUACAGCUGAAGUAAAUAAAUGAAACAUAAACCACUGGCCAGAAACAUUUCAUGAUGACAAUCGUGGACUAUUUACUUUGGCCCUGAGACGCCAUUGUAGGGCUCUGUGUAAAUGUGAAACAUCUCAAUAGCGCAACUAAAGCUGCUGAUGUGGUCGACAUACUCAAGAACAACUCGAGUGCUUCUAAAAAUGGGUUGGCAGGGUAGGAUCAGCUCUGGCCAAAGACAGUUGACGUCAUCUCUUUCUUGAGUCUGAGCAGCACAGUGACGGAAGACCCUUGGAGUCGAGGAGAGAUUCUGACAGACUCGGACUUCUUGACACCUCGUAAAACCUCAGGAUGGACGCUUGUGUUGCUAUUGCUUUUCCUUGAUGGGGAAGACCAAACAAACAUCCCACGUACACUUAAGAAUCACUACCAGUUCAAUCUAGCACUUAUGACUAUUUCAUGGAUGUGGUGUACCCGUGCCUAGCCUACCUUACCUAUCCAGCUCCAUUCCCACUUGUUAGUCCCACUAACUGUGAGACCUCAAGAGGACACUGUGGACAGUUUGGCAGGGAGGCCAACUCAAUAAUGAUGUGUGCAAAAGGACAUUCAACUCCAUGCCUCAGACCUUUCCCGGCAACAUCAUCAUGUGUGGCAGGAAGCCCCGCAAAAAAGGAAGUGGGAAUCGUGCAAAGAUUCAGCAGGCAAGCAAUCACUCACUUUACAAGCGGUAGUCUAUCCCUUCCUUCAACACACACCCCCUCCCCACGCCCUUUUUUCCCCUCUCUAAUUGGUGCCCACGGUCUUGUGUCUAACCACACCUCCCCGCACUUAAACCUCACCAACCCUAUUUAUUGCUAUCUUUAUCUAUGAUUAUUAUUAUUGUUAUUAUUGUUGUCAUUAUGGUUCGGAUUGCUAAGUGCUACUUCUAAUUUUUGAUGUCUCUGGCUUUAAACAAGGGCAGUUAUUUUGAUAAGACGAAAAAGAGAGGGAGUACUUUAAAAUGAAGCAGUUACUGAGUGAUAUUCGGGAGGGGAAAAAAUCCCUGAUUAAAAAAAAAAACAAUCCCUGUCAUGCUGUGUUAUUUAGUUGCAGGGAAAACGUCUAGAGGAGAACUUAAAAAAAGGAGAAUUUGUGCUCAACUUUGCUGCAGUUGAUGACAAUCUACUUUUUCGAGCCAUGCAGCAACAUGGCAGUUUUAUUUCUAGUGUGUAAUGUCUGUAAAUACCCAGAAUGGGAGAAAUUGUUAUCAAUGUAUGUUUGUUUUUAAUUUUUCAGAGUGACUUUUAAGUGUUUGAGCCAGUAUAGAGCAGCAGAGGAGCGUUUUCCUCAAUUUUUUUGUGUCAACUCUGUGAAAUCAGUUUGUUGCAUUGUGCCAGCUAAAUCCGAUCUUUUUUUUUUUUUUUUUAAAGAGUAUUUAAGAAGUGAAACGUGUUUAGUGUUUAUCGUCUGGUGCCGUGGUGUACACAUAUGUUCAAAACAUUAUAAGAGAAUGGAUUGUUUUUCUCAUGACCGUACACUCCAACAGACGAUCUGAUCUGCCUUCUAAUUAUCACAUCAACAUGGAUCAGAUAUUGUUCUUUUCUGUAAGACAGGAAUCAGGGUUGAAUACAGUUCCGAUGAAAUUGCUCAUUUCAAAAUGUUCAUUCAGUGUUGAAGUGAAUAAAA
Corythoichthys intestinalis (scribbled pipefish) is the source of this 4788-nucleotide messenger RNA. RefSeq names its product SATB homeobox 2 (gene satb2). The coding region runs from base 350 to 3040 and encodes 896 amino acids. The record is from RefSeq and is a predicted model, not a curated record. Gene Ontology annotation, molecular function: DNA-binding transcription factor activity, RNA polymerase II-specific; RNA polymerase II cis-regulatory region sequence-specific DNA binding. The transcript has 14 exons. NCBI's taxonomy places the organism in Eukaryota, Metazoa, Chordata, Actinopteri, Syngnathiformes, Syngnathidae. Gene Ontology annotation, biological process: chromatin remodeling; regulation of transcription by RNA polymerase II.